UAAGAGUUGAAAGUUGAAGGUGCAAAGUUGUAAGCCCUGCAGUACAAAGUCAGUCGAUUACUUCAAAAGAGACGAGAGCAAAGAUGGACUCUUGAGAAAUUGGCACGACAAGUACGAGCGUGUGGUUUAAGGUGGAUUGUCGAGCGAUUCAAAGUCGCCCUGCUCCUCAGUAAUAGUUUGGCUGACAAGUGUGACCAUCCGAUCGAUCUGAGAUGAUCGUACAAGAGCCAGUGCAGGCUGCCAUAUGGCAUUGCUUAAAUCAUUAUGCAUAUCCAGAUGCAAUUUUCCUUGCUGAAAGGCUAUUUGCAGAAGUGGAUAAUGAAGACACACUCUUUCUUCUUGCAACUUGUUAUUAUCGAUCAGGAAGAGUCAGGCAAGCUCAAGCUUUACUUGCAAAAAGGUCGCUAAGUUCUACACAAUGUCGAUUUCUUCUUGCAAAGUGUUGUUAUGAUUUAGAAAAGUAUGCAGAAGCUGAGGCAGCAGUUGUUGGUGGUUAUUACAAGCAGAUAAAGAAUUUUGAUGAGAUAAUUAAUCAGUUUGGUGAUGAGGCUUGCUUUUCACUUCAGAUUUUAGCCAAAAUAUAUUAUAAAUUGACAAGAACUUCAAAAGGGAAUGAUGCCCACAGACUAGCUCUAAAAAUGAAUCCUUUUCUUUGGCAUUCUUUUGAAGAGUUGUGUAAUACUGGUGAAAAAGUUGAUGCAAGUAAAAUAUUUCAAUUAGAUAAAUUAGAUAGUUUAUCAUCUUGCAUUGGAAGUACUACAGUUUAUUGUACACCGGAGCCAGAAUUCAUAGUCCCUAAUAUCAACACACAGACUACUCCAGCAAAUAACUGCAACAAUAUGACACCAACUUCAGGAACAAAUGGUAUAUCAGCAAAUACUAGGCUACAUUUAUCAAUAGAUGAGAGCCCACAAAAUUUGUCAAACAAUUUUAAUUCUUCGACUGCGUCUCCGCGCGGAAAAUUUCCUCGUUAUCGAAGUAUGUUCAGCAAUUCAAUGAGUCCUUUGACGCCAAGUUUUGGAAUUUUACCAUUGGACAUGAAUACCCCAGAACCUCCGACUCUGCCGACAUAUGCAACGCUAACCGAAUCCAAUGACCAAAAAAGUUUAGCUAAACGUGUUAGUACCAUAAAAGCUCACGUUGGGCAAUUGAUGUCAAGAAAAGAAACUCCUCUGCAACAAGGAAAAUUAGUGUUCUCUCAAUCAGGCAAUACUAGUAACACUGCUAACAUUGUCUCAGUAACUCCAGUAACUCCUAUACCUCCACAACCUACACUUCAGGGUCCUAAUGUAAGGAGAUCAUCAAGACUAUUUAGUCACAGUUAUUCUGUAAAAGAAAAUAAUAAGUCUCCAAAUCGAAAUAAGUUUACCACUCCAAAAUCACCGUCGCGUAAGACGAAAACAAGACUGUCGAAAUCUAAUCUUAACAAAGCUAAUUUUAAUGAUUUGAACGAAAAGAAUAAGAAUGAAAAAGAAAAAACCGAAACAAUCACAUCGGAUAAAGUCGCAAACACUAAUGCUUUCAAUCAAAGUAAUCAUUCAAGUCCAGUAGUUAUUCAAAAACAAUCUGCAGAAGGAUUAAUGAAUUUAUUAAAAGAACUUGGAGAGGCAUAUCAACAUUUAUGUCAAUUCAAUUGUAUGGAAGCUGUAGAAAUACUAAGCGUUUUACCAGGACACCACUAUAAUACUGGUUGGGUACUGUCCAUGCUAGCAAAAGCACAUUUUGAAAUGAUUGACUAUAAAAAAUCAGCUAGUUAUUUUGCACAAGUCAGAACGUUAGAGCCCCAUCGAAUCGAUUUAAUGGAAAUAUAUAGUACAGUGCUGUGGCAUCUACAUGCCGAGGUGCAACUUUCGACAUUGGCUCAAGAUCUAGUAGCAGAAAAUCGAAAUUCGUCAGCCGCCUGGUGCGCAACUGGCAAUUUAUUUUCAGCUCAAACUGAACACGAAACCGCUAUUAAAUUCUUUCAGAGAGCUAUUCAAGUCAAUCAUAAUUUUCCGUACGCAUACACACUUCUUGGUCAUGAAUACGUGAUAACUGAGGAAUUGGAUAAGGCCAUUACGGCUUUCAGAAACGCUAUCAGACUUGAUCCCCGUCAUUACAAUGCUUGGUUUGGCCUGGGAACUAUUUUCUCUAAACAAGAACAGUAUGCCUUAGCAGAGCUCCACUUCAAAAGAGCAUUGCAUAUAAAUCCUCGUAAUUCCGCGAUAAUGUGCCACAUAGGUGUCGUGCAACAUGCCUUAAAGAAAGUUGAUCUAGCUCUAAAGACUCUAAACAAGGCUAUCGAAGACGACCCUAAUAAUACUCUCUGUAAAUUCCAUCGAGCUAGUAUCAAUUUUUCUAUUGGUCGAAAUACAGAGGCUUUAAAGGAAUUCGAAGAGUUGAAGAAUAUUGUACCCAAAGAGUCACUAGUCUAUUAUUCUAUAGGAAAAAUUCACAAAAAAUUAGGAAAUACUCAUCUUGCUUUGAUGUACUUUAGCUGGGCUACGGAUUUAGAUCCAAAAGGUGUGAAUAGUCAAAUCAAAGAAGCUAUUCUUAGUCCUGGGCAAGGUGAAGAAGAAUCUCUCAUAACUCAGUCAGUCGAUGAACCUACGAACAAUAGUUCAACGGAGCAAGAAGGUGAAGCAAGUGGCGAGGUGAGCGGUGAAGGUAGUAACGUUGCCGAUAACGCGGCGUCUGAUGUCCACGCGGAGGACAGCGACGAUAGCUUAUGAAGUUUAGAAGAGGAAAACUACGAAGUUCGUUAUAUGAAUUGGCAAUGACUGGACGUACUAGUACGUAAAUUGAUAAAAAAAGUCGAUCCUCUCAGACAAAAUUACUAGUACUCUUAUUGAGUGUUGGACAUAAGGCUAUUUUAUAGAUAUCGCAAUUGUCGUAUAAAGCCUUGUUCAGCAGGAAUUAGCGCCUCUGUUAAUGUCCAACUGAUGUUUUGUUUUUUUUAUUUUUAUUAGCUUGUCUUGUCAAAUUGCGUUUGGAAAAAUCAGUCCACUCGCCGAAAAAGAUGAGAAAAUCACAAAAAAAUAGUUAAGUAAUAACAGUUUUGAAUUACGUGGUUGAGUAAAGCUGAAUUUUGUGUAAAUGUAAAUUAUUAUUAUUAUUACUAUCGAUAUAUAUUUAGUUGAUAUUAUAUGUUAGAUUGAAAAGAAUGUUUGGCGAGUUGCGCGAUCAGUCUCAUUCGGGAUAUUGAUAAAUGAGAAUAAUCACGUAAUAUCCCAACGCAAACGAACGUGUAGAACCAAUGAAUGUUUAACGACUACGUUCAAAUGUGAGGCGGUACAUCAAACUAAAUAAUAAUUCGUAGUGUGAGGGCAAGAAAGAAAAGUAUGUGUGAAUGAAAACGUAUGGAACCAAAAUAUUUAGUUCCUUUAAAGAUUGACUGUUAAACUAAGCUUUUUGUAGAAUAUAUACAAUUAACCGGCGUAGAUUUCUCGUGCUUACAUCAGUUUUAGAAAUAUAGCUUUGAUAUACAUUAUAAAUAGUCAACUCGGAUAACUUUCUGCUCCUUUUUUUCAACAGACACCAUUUAAGCCGUACUUCAAAUGAGUUAUAAUAUACUGGCUGAUAUUUAUAUAUAUAUAUAGCAACAGUUUGAGAGACAUGUGGUUUUUUUUUUCGUUACGAAAUAGUUUAAAAUGUUGUUUCAUUAUACAUAAUUUUAUUUCUUUAUACAUUCAAAGCAUUUAUCCUGAAUCUUCGAAAAGUGUAAUCUCAAUGCAUCAAAUUAAUGUGUACAUUUUCACCGAGUACCAUCGCUAAAAUGUUUACUUGCAAUUGCAAUUGGAAAAAUGAAGUAGUUUUUUUAUGAUGGGCGAAAAAUUAAACUUUUAUAAGUGAAAUGAAUUGAUUAGAUGCUCUUUGUAUAUUCAUUACAAGCCAAGCUUUAAUGUGUGUUAUAUACAAAAAGUCGCAGUACGAAAAAAACGAAUAUUUCAAAUCUCCAAAGUGAUUCUGCUUGAAAAGUAUUGAUAUAAGCGAAAAACUCUCGCUGGGAAUACGAAGCCGUGCAAUGAGAUUCAGAAAGCAGUUAAAUUGGAAAAGUAACAUAAGAUGAUAUUGAUUGUUUUGUAGAAUAUUUUUUUUACAUCCAGGAAUGAAGUUGAGCAUAACUGCCAUAAAUUUCUGACUUUUGUCCCCAUUUUGAGGGCAUCUCUUAAAACUGGUUCUAUUUUAAUGCUAUUUGCCAAUCUUCAAACAGUGCGAUUUAUUCUUGUAAAGAGGUAUUAUACCUAUAUAUGUGAAUUAAAACUCGUGAUAUAAAUAUAUAUCAUACAAAAAGAAAUAACAAUUCGAAAUGAAUGUAAUCCUCCUAAA
Phymastichus coffea is the source of this 4308-nucleotide messenger RNA. RefSeq names its product cell division cycle protein 27 homolog (gene Cdc27). Lineage: Eukaryota; Metazoa; Arthropoda; Insecta; Hymenoptera; Eulophidae. The transcript is spliced from 12 exons. Gene Ontology annotation, biological process: cell division. The record is from RefSeq and is a predicted model, not a curated record. Gene Ontology annotation, molecular function: protein binding. Bases 213 to 2711 code for a protein of 832 amino acids.